ACUCGGACAGGUUCGGUUGUGUAGCGUUUCGGGUUUUCCGUAAGCGGCGAGUUUUUUUCCUCCUUGGCAUUGCCUGACACUCAAUUGUGAAAGUGGUUUUAUGGACCUCUGAUUGAGUUAUAAUUGGAGGUGCGAAUCGUUCCCAUUUGUGGCAUAAUGAAUGGAUUAAGUAAGCUGCUUUAUCGGGGAGGAUAAUUCGGUAGGACAAAAGCAUCGAAAGUCUGAAGGAAUUCUGAGGUGGUUUAGAGGGUAUAAUGGAAUGAAAAAAGUGUGGUGGUGUGAGCGUGAAGGUCCUGGAUGGAAAAGGGAGGUGAAGUGAGUCGUGACAGGAGCACUAGAUAUUUCUGACAAGGAUUCGUCUGGAUGCGGUUUCGGAAAUGGAGCUUUCCCAAAAAUUCGGUCACAUGAAAAAGAAGAUAGCCGUCCAAAAGGAUAAAGCAAUGUGGUUGCUCUGAUCUGUCAUUGAGUGACUCGUUAUCAGCUCAGUAGCGAAAAGAGCAGCACUCGGUCGACGAAUGUCUGCAACGCAGAAAGAGGGACGGUGCUCGCGUGAGGAAAAAGUGAUUAAUCCAGCACAGUGAUGGAAAAUUGAUGUAUUUAGCGCCGAUAAAGGUGCGACAGGAAGUGUGUAUCGGGAGUAAUCGCGUGAACGCUUCAACGACUCCAGCCUUUGAUGGUGUGCCUGGCAAAACAUAUAUCAAACCAUGUGUAAAUAUUGUGCAAAUGGGAGAGUGGAGUGACGUGAUUUCCCUCCCAGCCACCCUUUCGUCGGGAAAUCUCCCGUAGACACACGUAUUCUUCGAUUGCACUGCGAUAAUCCAUCAUGCAACCGUGUUUCCGUAAGUCUCAGCCGUAGUAGUCGGGCAGGUGCCGUUGUCACCUUUUCUAGAAAGUAGGCUGUGGAGAUUCUCCCUUCUCAGUUCGCAGGAUAACUGUUCCCAGCUGCUAUUCCGCCUACUUUGCGCUAAAGUGAAAGUGUCUCCAGGCAAUUGUUCGGUGAAAUAUGUGCAAGUGUGUACCCGCUCCCGAUUUGAGUGUUUAUACCGAUUUGUGGAAAAUAUGCUCUUUCGGCGAAAUGUGCAAAUCGAAAGAUAACAACCUCUUGGCAGGAGUGUAAUUCGCUGGUAAAAGUGGGACAACAUUAGAUAAGGAUACACAUCUCGCUCGUACGCACGCGAAGUUGGCAGUGAUUUGCACAGCGCCGGCUGAAGGUCGAUCAAACCCGAGGAUAUAAGCUCUAAGCUUCCGUUCGUAUUGCGGUGAACGUUUUUUGUCCUCGGAAAGGACAUGCAAGAGAGAUAUCCAUUUCGUCGGCUCCAGCGAACGGUGAUGAUAAUGUGCGCUAGUUUUUUGACUGAGCAGUGAAUAAAGAAGCCCCCCUCUUCAGGGUGGUGAAUAGUCAGUCGCGUACUCAAUUGACGAACAAAACCUUCGCCCCCCCGCCCAUUACAACUCGGUGUCGAUUAUAAACAACCUAAUAUCGGUGUGGAAGAUUCCAGAAAUUGGCGGGCGCGGAGUCCGGAUAGGUGUGUAUCUACGCUUGGAAGAAUCCCGGGAAUUGCUGGAUGCUGUAGAGUCGUUUCGGUAGAUUGUCACACGUGUGCAAACAUCCAUCCACCCAAUUCGGGUAACGAAGAGGCGGCGAAGUGUAAUGAAAAUUUAUGAAUCGGUUAUGCUAUGGAUGGAAAGUUGUAAGUGAGUUUCAGCGGAGCUCAUCGCCUACGCCACCUUCAGGUGAUAAAUUAGUGAAAAGCUUGGGGGAAAAGCUGGCGGGAAGUGAGAGUCGCAUAAAGUGCUUGGAAGAUCACGUGAAUUAUUACGGGAGUGUCGUCUGCAAUUAGCCGGCAUCAAGUAUUGGAUUAGUGUCAGUCAACGCUGAAGAAUACGGAGAAGAUGAAAAGUGAGUGUGGGUGGAAGGUGGUAAUUGUGUCGUCGUAAAUCCAGUCAGCAGUCACUGCGCGGCAAAGGCAAAAUAAAUACGAAGGGAUUUGUCCCCAGCUGUUCCCAGAGCUUCCCCCGAGGGAAGCGAAAAGGAUCCGGAAAAGUAUAACUAUAAUUCCUGGUGUCAGAAGUUUAUAAAUAAUCGUUGGCAAGCUGGCUCGGGUCUAGUGGAGUGGAGCUUCCUGGUGAUUAAAGCGAGUGGUCAGUGUAUAAUUUUUCGGGGUUUGUGCGACAAAAGUUGCUGAAGAAAGGCACACGGAUAACCACCACCAGCAGUAGUAACCAGUAGCUGCCGGGGAGCAGAAUGGGCUGCGGGCAGAGCAAGAUCCAUCUCUAUCCGAGGAAAAACAAGAGCAAAUCCAACGGCAAGAAAAGUGGUCACAUAGAGGACGCCGACGCGGACGAGGAAGAUGGACACAACGGGCGGGACGAGCGGGACCGCGAAAUCAACGGCGAGAAGGAAAAACUGGACGAGGACGGCUCGCUGCGGGACGACGGCUCACCGGAACCACCCAACGGCGAGAUUGUGUCGAUACUGCGGAAAAACGGAUCGCUUCUCCAGAGCCAGUACGUUUCAGCUUCCGGGGAAAUUUCGUCUAGUCAGCAAAACUUUUUCAGGAUGUUGGACCAGAAGAUUGAAGAGGGUCCCGACUACGACUCGAGCAGCGAAACCGAACAGGCACUGGAGGAAGCCCGGAUGAACGCCCUGGUGCAGCACUGGGAAUCCGCCAGCCUGACGACGUCAAUGUGUUCUUCCACCAGUCGAUCACUUCAGGGAACUCCGGUACGACAGGUGCCACUGAGACAGCCUCCACUGAGGCCAUCUUUCCAGCAACCGCUCAGCGCAGAACUUCUCUCGCAGCAGCAGUUGCUCAAACAGCAGCACCAGCUGAUCCUGCAACACCACCAGCAACAGCAGCAGCAACAGCAACAUCAACAACAACAGCUGCAGUUGAUGCAACCACAGCAGCAACAACAACAGCAACAGCAAAUCAUACACCAAAACUUCAACAUCAACAUGAACAUCAACAGUCCGAAACGGGUGGUCGGCACCGGAAAUGCUGUCAGUGUCGGAGGAAUCCCAGUCAGUUUAGACGGCCGACAACUGCUGUCGCAAACCAUCAUCCACCAGAACUACGGCGUGAUACAACCGUCUCAAACGGCGCCACAGCUGCGCCCCAGUUCCGGCCGGACACUUCCCACGCCGGUCCAGUGUCUACAGCUGUCGUACUACCAACAGCAGCAACAACAGCAACUGCAGGCCCAUCAACAGCAGCAACAACUUCAGCAGCAACAAUCGCAACAAUUGGCGCUGACUGGUGGCGGCAGUGGAAGUGCGGCCACGAUAGGAUCCAUACAACCAUUCCAGCAGCAACAGCAAUCGUUACCACCACCACAUUCGUACUACAAUGAUAUUCUGAGGCAUCCCCUACAGCUCUCCUCGGGCCUGGGGCAAUCGCAACAGCAGCAAUCCUCAUCCAGCAUAUCGUCGGUCUCGUCCGCACUGGCAGCCGGACCAGGACCCUCGUCCUCGUCCCUCUCGUCGGUGGUCGCGGUUGGCACCAGCGGGAGUCUCCUCUCCUCCAGUGCCACGCUGCAGCAGCAAACUCCACCCUCCGAUGCACCCCGUUUCCCACCGGCCAUCUCGGUCCAACGUCUAGCACCGCAAGUUCAACGCCAAAUCCGCGAAACGCAGGAACUGAUCAAGGACUCCUGCUCGCAGCUGUACUCCACCGGCUACGGCAGCCCAGGACCACCCCCGAUGGCCCCACUCCGGACAAGUGCGUCGGCAGCGGCAGCCAGGGCCGCUUCGGUCAACAGGCGAACAGCGGCACCACCCCCGACGACGCUGGAGACGCAGUAUUCGCAGGAACUUUCGUGAUAUCUAGAAAAGUAGUGAAAAUUCUAUUUGUAAUUCAAACGUACGGAUAUUUUUUAACAAGCCAACUUAACCUGAAUGCGAGAA
This is a messenger RNA of Aedes aegypti (yellow fever mosquito), 3907 nucleotides long. RefSeq names its product myb-like protein Q (gene tow). The transcript has 7 exons. NCBI's taxonomy places the organism in Eukaryota, Metazoa, Arthropoda, Insecta, Diptera, Culicidae. The record is from RefSeq and is a predicted model, not a curated record. The coding region runs from base 2246 to 3823 and encodes 525 amino acids.